This is a messenger RNA of Haliotis rufescens (red abalone), 4304 nucleotides long. RefSeq lists its product as uncharacterized. Lineage: Eukaryota; Metazoa; Mollusca; Gastropoda; Lepetellida; Haliotidae. The coding region runs from base 187 to 3609 and encodes 1140 amino acids. The record is from RefSeq and is a predicted model, not a curated record. Gene Ontology annotation, molecular function: ATP binding; protein kinase activity. Gene Ontology annotation, biological process: protein phosphorylation. The transcript has 16 exons.
ACAUGUUUGCAGUGAUGCACAAAAUCUAUCCACUCGCAAGCCUCUUACUUUCGUUUUUGAGCUCGACGCCAUUUUGAAGACAUUCGUGUUGACAUAUAGAUCUAGAUCUCUGCUGUGUUUUUAUAGGUGUAUUGUCCCUCGACAUCACUCACAAUCAACCAGGUCAUCAAGCCUGACCCCUGAUUCAUGACGUCGCCUUGUCCGACACGUGACUCAGCGAUGCUUCCUGUUCCUGCUACGGAGGAGAGUGAUGACUUCCAUCCCAUGGAAGGACCCCUGCUUCCCCCCGACCAAGAUCCCCAGACUCCUCCAACCACUGUACAGCAUGGCCACUUCCAGACUUUACAGCUCAGUCUCGAUGACGAGGCGCUGAGUCGUCAUGACCAGAGUCUCCAUCAUUGUCGAUGGCGUGGGGUCAUAUUGGAGAAUCAAACUGUAAUACCACCUGGAGUUGAAAACUUCAACUUGCCUUAUCACGGUAGUGAAAGAUUGGGUCGUCGAAAUGCAGUGACGAGGAGAACAUUGGACAACCACACAAUAAUCUCCAAACAGUAUUCCCGGGCUGACUUCAAGAGAGCUGAAGUGGAACUGGCAAUUACCAGUGGAUGUGGCACUAUGACUGAGAUCAUUGGCGUCAUCUGGAACCACUGUACGGUCCAAAUUUUGCAGAAAUGUUUUAAUGGUGUAACACUGACAGAGCUGCUUAAAACACGACAACGACUGACGGACCUAGAAGUGAAUCUGUUAAACUACAGGCUGUUGCUGUUCUUGAAGAACAUACACAACAAGAGGAUUCUUCAUCGAAAUAUCGACCCUGACCACAUCAUGAUUUCAAGACAGGACCUGCAGAUCUAUGUAGUUGGAUGUAGUGCACUCUGCAAGAUCGACGAUUCUAUACCUGAUUUUUUCGGAACUCUCUACUCCUCUCCUGAGGUUGCACGAGGCGAACAUCAUGACUACAAGACUGAUGUGUUCAGCCUCGGUUGUACCAUGUUGAGUGCUGUGUCGGGGAGAAUACCAUAUUUUGGAACUGACAGACAACAAAUCUACCUGCCUGGAAUUCUACAUCAGAUUGCCAUCGGAGAGUUCCCUGUGGACGAUAUUCUCCGUGACAUGGUAAUUCCAACAUCGCUGAGGGACAUGAUAUCAGACAUGACACAGUAUCCUCAAGAGGAGAGAUUAUCUGUGGAUGAGCUCUUACAGAAAUACUACAGUCACGGAGAACCUCCAUUGGAAAACUGGUAUUACCAUCCACAAGGCACAGCGCCACCUGUUGAUCAGUAUCGCAGAACCCCAGAACCAACAGUUCCAAGGCCACCCGUGUCUGAUGGACCAAGCACAGUGAACUUACCAAGUGCCGAGAUCUUGGAGGGGUCUUCAGACAAUGGAGAAGAGGGAGGAGAAGACGAAGGAGAAGACGAAGGAGUAGUGCUGCCUCCAAAACCUCCCUCAGAUCAUUUAUCGGACAGUGGGAGACAGACUAUAUCUGACGUCUUGUCAGGUCCACCGACUGGAUUGAAUUAUAUUGCGGAGACAGAGGAAAAUAAUCUUGGGAUCCCUUACAAUCCUGGGCCCACAUACCCAGAAGAUAUUGUGGAGACAGAGGAAAAUAAUCUUGGGAUCCCUUGCAAUCCUGGGCCCACAUACCCAGAAGAUAUUGCGGAGACAGAGGAAAAUAAUCUUGGGAUCCUUUGCAAUCCUGGGCCCACAUACCCAGAAGAGUUCUACACAAUUGAAGUGAAGGAAAAUGAAAGACUUGUUUGUGAGGUGACAUGCCGCCCUGACUCCCGUGGCAGAGAUCUUCAUUCCUGUGUGAAAGAGAAGAUGAAGGUCGCAUUCAUGCUCAAAUAUGAGAACAAGGUGAUACGUUUUGAUCACAAACUCCAACACCUGUUUCUUCAGAGGAGUGUGACAGUCACCAUGGAAAGGGUUGUACCAGGCAAGAGCCUUGUUCCCUUAGAUGCAGAACAAAGGAGUACAGGCAAUUCAGACGAAGCAGAUUUUGUACCUCAAAUAGGAAGUCCAGAGUCUUCGACUUUCACAGAUUCAGAUCUUCAAGAUGACAUGUCCUCUCUCACAACCAUGGCUGGGGAUAUCCCUGUGUUGACAAGGAGAGAAGUCUAUGAGACAGAGCAACAUCACGAGGGUGGAGGUGGCGAACCCUUGAUGGCAGAGCAACGUCAAGAGGGUCGAGAACCCUUGGUGGCAGAGCAACGUCAAGAGGGUGGAGGUGGAGAACCCUUGGUGGCAGAGCAACGUCAAGAGGGUGGAGGUGGAGAACCCUUGGUGGCAGAGCAACGUCAAGAGGGUCGAGAACCCUUGGUGUCAGAGCAACGUCAAGAGGGUGGAGGUGGUGAACCCUUGGUGUCAGAGCAACGUCAAGAGGGUGGAGGUGGUGAACCCUUGGUGGCAGAGCAACUUCAAGAGGGUGGAGGUGGAGAACCCUUGGUGACAGAGCAACGUCAAGAGGGUGGAGGUGGCGAACCCUUGGUGGCAGAGCAACGUCAAGAGGGUGGAGGUGGAGAACCCUUGGUGGCAGAGCAACGUCAAGAGGGUGGAGGUGGCGAACCCUUGGUGGCAGAGCAACGUCAAGAGGGUCGAGAACCCUUGGUGGCAGAGCAACGUCAAGAGGGUGGAGGUGGUGAACCCUUGGUGUCAGAGCAACGUCAAGAGGGUGGAGGUGGUGAACCCUUGGUGGCAGAGCAACGUCAAGAGGGUGGAGGUGGAGAACCCUUGGUGACAGAGCAACGUCAAGAGGGUGGAGGUGGCGAACCCUUGGUGGCAGAGCAACGUCAAGAGGGUGGAGGUGGAGAACCCUUGGUGGCAGAGCAACGUCAAGAGGGUGGAGGUGGCGAACCCUUGGUGGCAGAGCAACGUCAAGAGGGUCGAGAACCCUUGGUGUCAGAGCAACGUCAAGAGGGUGGAGGUGGUGAACCCUUGGUGUCAGAGCAACGUCAAGAGGGUGGAGGUGGUGAACCCUUGGUGGCAGAGCAACUUCAAGAGGGUGGAGGUGGAGAACCCUUGGUGACAGAGCAACGUCAAGAGGGUGGAGGUGGCGAACCCUUGGUGGCAGAGCAACGUCAAGAGGGUGGAGGUGGAGAACCCUUGGUGGCAGAGCAACAUCAAGAGGGUGGAGGUGGCGAACCCUUGGUGGCAGAGCAACGUCAAGAGGGUGGAGGUGGAGAACCCUUGGUGACAGAGCAACGUCAAGAGGGUGGAGGUGGAGAACCCUUGGUGGCAGAGCAACGUCAAGAGGGUGGAGGUGGAGAACCCUUGGUGGCAGAGCAACGUCAAGAGGGUGGAGGUGGCGAACCCUUGGUGGCAGAGCAACGUCAAGAGGGUGGAGGUGGAGAACCCUUGGUGACAGAGCAACGUCAAGAGGGUGGAGGUGGCGAACCCUUGGUGGCAGAGCAACGUCAAGAGGGUGGAGGUGGAGAACCCUUGGUGGCAGAGCAGCAGCUGGAAGGUCAUCCUUGUAAAACAGAUGAACAGAAUGAUGGGGAUGACUCAGGUUGUGUGUCUAAUUUAGAAAUAACAGAUCUGUCCAUUUCUGACACCAGUCAAUUUAGUGAAGAUGCUUCCUCUCCUAUGAGUGAUAAGGCCUUCUGAGUCUGAGUCUCCAGUUGAAACAUCUGCUAUACCGGUAAUCUGCCAUUUAGGGACCAACCGUUCGAUAUUCUGGGGAGUGGAAGGGGGAUCUGAUUUUUAAAAAAUUCUGUUCCAGAAAACAAAUUGGAAAACAAAAUUGUACCCAGGUUUUACUGAAAAUAUUAAUUUGCUAGCUCCACCUGGUGGAUGUAAAAAAUAUAUUGUUGACCUUUAAUGUUUUGGUAAAAUGACCCGGAAAAUAUCCUAUCUCAAACAGAAGCGCAGGCUCUCCCCAGAAUAUUAAAUCAUAGGUCCCUUACAACUUGCGCAAAGAAGCUGAUAUUUUAGGUACUUGUUUUAUGUAUUACGUUUUUAUGUUUUAUGAUGACUCCUCAGUUUGUUCAAGAGGUUUGAAUCUGAUUUUCACUAUUGCCGCCACAUUCGUUCAAAUAUAUAUAAUGAAUUUGCCAAGCUUGGUCAUGGUCAUGGUCAUGUGGACAAGGCAUCUGAUCCCGGAUCAGAAGGUCCUUGGUUCGAAUCCUAUCACAUGAUUCAAUAGGAUAUGUUGAAAGGAUGACCAAUUUGUUAGAGCAUUCUAGUAUUAUCAACAAAAGUUGAUUGUCACAUAUUAGUACAUUUGAUAUAAUGAAUGUGAUUUUAGUAUGAGCAGUGAUUAAUAUUUUAUUUUAUAGGAAUGGGUGCCGUCCGUCCGUCCG